This is a messenger RNA of Saccostrea cuccullata (small rock oyster), 2599 nucleotides long. RefSeq names its product cyclin-dependent kinase 12-like. Gene Ontology annotation, biological process: protein phosphorylation; intracellular signal transduction. Lineage: Eukaryota; Metazoa; Mollusca; Bivalvia; Ostreida; Ostreidae. Gene Ontology annotation, cellular component: cytoplasm; nucleus. The transcript is spliced from 5 exons. Gene Ontology annotation, molecular function: MAP kinase activity; ATP binding. Bases 104 to 2344 code for a protein of 746 amino acids. The record is from RefSeq and is a predicted model, not a curated record.
UGGAGAGAAUUACCAUGCGCUUUUUGUUACCACCUUCUCUGAUGAUUUAUUUUGUUGACAAAUUUAUGAAAGUUCCAUCAGCCAUGGUUUGAGGUGCAAAGAAAUGGAGAGAAGGAGUCCUUCAUCCCAGGGCCUUAACAAUGCCAACUCGGGUUUCACUGUGGACUCGCGCUUCGUGGAUCUUAAACCGCUGGGGUUUGGAGGGAGUGGGGUGGUCUUCUCAGCAACUGACAGUGACUGCGACAAAGCUGUGGCCAUCAAAAAACUUGCCUUCCAUGACAAAAAAAGCUGCAAAUAUGCAUUACGUGAGAUCAAGAUAAUGAGGCGACUCAAGCAUGAGAAUGUUGUGACGGUGUACGAGAUCCUGGGACCAAAUGGGCACCAGCUGUCUGGUCACUCUAACAACAUCCCACUGAACGAACUGACGUCACUGUACUUAGUUCAGGAGCUACUGGACACUGACCUUCAGCAACUGAUUCAGUGUCAGGUGCUAACGGAGGAACACGUCCGCCUCUUCCUGUAUCAGCUCAUCAGGGGACUUAAGUACAUCCACUCUGCUAACGUCGUCCAUCGCGAUCUCAAACCCUCCAAUCUCCUCAUUAACAUCGAGGAUCUCACGCUGAAGAUCGGGGACUUUGGACUCGCCAGAAUCGUGGACAUGGAAUACUCACACAAGGGUUAUUUGACAGAUGGUGUGGGGACUUGUUGGUACCGUUCCCCGGAGCUGAUUAUCUCCCCUCGAGACUACACCAAGGCUAUAGAUAUGUGGAGCGUCGGCUGUAUUUUUGCUGAGAUGCUGACGGGAAAAUCACUUUUUGCGGGAGGAAAUGAAAUGGACCAGAUCGGGAAAAUCUUGGACGUGACUCACCUGAGUGACAAUGAAUGGAAUACCUUGACUCAAGUGUUACCAAUCAGUGUCCUUAGAAGUAGGUCAAGGCCACCCAAGACAGCACUGAAGUCAAAGUUCAAGGAACUGACAGAAGAUGCCCUGGAUCUGCUGGAGAACCUGCUCCUGUUCAGUCCAGACGCCCGGAUCUCCGCGGAGGACGCCCUGGAUCAUGUGUACCUGUCUGAGUACAGGUGUCCUGAGGAUGAACCCAGUGUACUCAGGUCAUUCCACGUGGAGAACGAGGUGGACGAACUAUCACCUAAAACCUUGAGACGGAUGCUCGGGAGUGAGGUAUCAGAACCCAUCAUUCCUUGUGGUCAAACCUGUGAUAAUAACAAAAUUACAGAUUCCAUCGCAACAAACCGAGUCGCUGCCAAAAAUCUGGAGAACGUAUCCAGAUCUUCAUCAUCAGAGAGUUUGUCAGACAUUGUAGAUAACAAAUACAGCGACAUCACUCAGCUCCUACAAAUAUCGGAGAAACUUAAUCUUCUGGAAAAUUCUUCCCAUUCACAGAAGGAGCUUUCUCUCCAGGUAAUUGUGAACCUUCCUGACGAGGAAAAUAAAAAAGAGCAGCUAUCUCCCAAAGAGGAGAAAAACGGGCAUCAUCCUGUUACUAAAAAUAGCCCCCACUUGACGUCUCUGCAACCAAGAGAUGAUGGGAAACCAUCUGAGAGCAGUAUUAGCCUGCUACCUAUAAAGCAGCCCAACUCUCAUAUCGCAGUGAAAAAGGACCUUCCAAAAUUCCAGAUCUUUGAGUCAAAGGACAACGAUUCCCAUGUAGAUAGAUAUACUUCAUCAAACUUUUACUGUGAAAAUGCAUCAAACUAUUUGAAUGCAGAUUUGUCAAGAGAUGAAAAAGCAGAUGAAGUGCAGCAAAAAAUAUCCAAAAAUCUAGUAUCUAAAAAGAAAUCAGCCAAUCAAAGACAGAAAGACCGACUUAAUGAGGAGAGGCGUGCUGAAUCACCACGCGAAAUCCUUCAAAAAGUUGAGAAAAAUCGACCGAGAGCUGACACAGAUAAGUACACAGAUGGUAAAUCCAAGACCAGGCACAAACCCAAGGGAGAGAGCUGGAAAGAAGAGAAAAUGAAGAGAAAUAAGAUUGAUAAAAAUCGUGAGAGUUCCGAAAGGUCGCAGGAUUUUGAUUCCAUGUAUAGGUUGCCAACAGAACAUUUAUUACAUCGGCGAGCUCGGCGGAAUGACGAUCGGUUAUCUAAUCGCGUGGAGUCGCAGCUGAGAAUACACGAACAGAGAAACUCGCAGCUGAAGCUCGCGGAACUAGAGAAGGACAGGUGUAUAGGAGCGAUGGGGGGGUGUCACCCCUCGUCCCCGGGGUCAGGGGACUCUCAGGAAGACAUCCCCGCCCUGAUGGGGGAACACCGAAGUAGGAGCAGCAGUGGCAGCUCGGAAACCGACUCCAACUUCAUCACCGAUUUCCCGCGAAGAUCCGAACACUGAAAUAUUAACUUCAUAUCAUGAAAAUUAUAUGCAUUGAUAGUAUUUAAUUAAUUCAUUAUGCAGCAGAACAAUAUGACAAGGUUGAUUGUGCCAUUUAACAGACAUAGUUAAAACAGAAGCACUAAAAGAAAUACUAUAACAGCAAUUGUUAAUUGCCUUUUAACUGCAUUUUCAUUUUAUUUAAUGAUAUAUCAUAAUGAUAUAAGGUUUGUGUGCAUUUGUGUAUGAUAUUAAAGUAAAUUAACAAUAAUAUUA